CCGGUUUCUUCUUCUUCUUGACUUCCGCUUGCCAGUAAACAGAUGACCGGUUGAAUCGUUCGGGUGGUGUUUUGCGUUGUUUUUGUGAGGACAACGACUUCGCCAAUGGUACUUUUUAACCCGUCGGGGCAAAAUAUUUGAGGAGGUUUUUAAAAGGUGACAUUGCAAUAGUCUGAACAUAACUUUGACCAUGGGGAAGAGGUACUACUGUGACUACUGUGACCGGUCCUUUCAGGACAACAUGCAUAACAGGAAAAAGCAUCUAAAUGGUGUUCAGCAUCACAGAGCUAAAAAGGCCUGGUAUGACAAUUUCAGAGACUCUGCAGCUAUUCUGAAUGAUGAGCAAGAAAAGAAGCCCUGCAGGAAGUUUCUCCAAAAAGGAAUUUGUGAUUUUGGGUCUAACUGCAGAUUUUCUCAUAUGACAGAAGAGGACUUGUUUAACUUAAAAAGACAGGUGGAAGAUGAACGACAACACAGAGAGGACUCUGAGGACAGAAUUAUGCCUGGGCGAAGUAUAGAAGAGUGGCUCUCGAGAAGGGAAAAGAAGAGAGCUGCCCUUAGCAGCAAAGGAGAUCUAAAAACCGAGGAAGACAGUGAUGAGGGUCAAGCAGAAAAUGACACACUUCAGCAGCUCCUCUCCGUUCCUGACUUACCGCCCUCACUUUUACCCCCACCUGGAAGCGGGUGGAAAGUCAACAUGAACACUGAAUGGGGUUGAGUGACAUUCACUAUGGGGAUUCAGAUCACUGUCAAGUGGAUAUUUAACAUUAGUAGAAGGAGGAAUGGUUUAGAAAACUAUUAUUAUUUUUGUAUUUUAGGGUUUGUCAAUUUGAAAGGAGGAUUUCACUUGUUUUUUGCUGCUAUUUUUCAUUUGAAUAAUAAAAG
Messenger RNA from Archocentrus centrarchus (flier cichlid), 885 nucleotides. It is a transcript of the gene zmat5, whose product is annotated as zinc finger, matrin-type 5. The coding region runs from base 191 to 718 and encodes 175 amino acids. Lineage: Eukaryota; Metazoa; Chordata; Actinopteri; Cichliformes; Cichlidae. The record is from RefSeq and is a predicted model, not a curated record. Gene Ontology annotation, cellular component: U12-type spliceosomal complex. The transcript is spliced from 6 exons. Gene Ontology annotation, molecular function: zinc ion binding.